Molecule: messenger RNA, 2133 nt
Organism: Cydia strobilella
Lineage: Eukaryota; Metazoa; Arthropoda; Insecta; Lepidoptera; Tortricidae
Product: muscle LIM protein 1-like
Exons: 12
Coding region: 179-1729 (516 amino acids)
Biological process (GO): sarcomere organization; muscle tissue development
Cellular component (GO): Z disc; cytoplasm; nucleus
Molecular function (GO): actinin binding; structural constituent of muscle
Source: RefSeq, a predicted model, not a curated record
CGCCCGCCCCACCACUGGGGCCGUGUGCAAGCCGCGCAUAGACUACGGUGGCGCGCUGCCCUCGCGCAUCAUUCGACCUCCGCGCACCAGUCUCGGCAACACCGCCCUGAACUGUACACGCGUUCGGGAGUUAGACUCUCGUAGCGAAUCGACGAACAGGAUAAGUUAAGCGAGCACAAUGCCUUUCAAACCUGCAGAGAACCCGAAAUGCCCGAAGUGUGGCAAGUCCGUGUACGCGGCCGAAGAGCGCGUCGCUGGCGGAUACAAAUUCCACAAGACCUGCUUCAAAUGCGGUAUGUGCAACAAGAGCUUGGACUCCACCAACUGCGCAGAACACGAGUCUGAACUGUACUGCAAAAACUGCCACGGCCGCAAAUACGGACCCAAGGGCUACGGCUUCGGCGGUGGCGCCGGGUGCCUAUCGAUGGACGCCGGCGAUCAGUUCAAGGAGCCCGCAGAGGGCGUGAGGACCAACGGAGCGUGCCUGGAGCCGCGCGUCAUCGCUAAGGCGCCGCCCGGCGAGGGCUGCCCUCGCUGCGGCGGCUGCGUCUACGCCGCGGAGCAGAUGCUCGCUCGCGGAAAGGCGUGGCACAGGGAGUGUUUCAAAUGCGGCGACUGCGCUAAACGGCUGGACUCUGUUAACUGUUGCGAGGGCCCAGACAAAGACAUUUACUGCAAAGUAUGUUAUGGGAAGAAGUUUGGUCCUAAGGGAUAUGGGUACGGAAAGGGAGCCGGUGUUUUGCAGAGCGACUGUUUCGCCAAUGGAGGUAUUGGCCACGGGGGAAUGUCUACCCUCGGUCUCAUGUGUGAUCUAAAGGACUUGGAGUGGCAAAGCGACCAAGCACCUAAGACCACGUUGAUCGACACGACCUCGAUCAUGGCGCCGCCCGGCAAGGGCUGCCCGCGCUGCGGCGGCGUGGUGUUCGCCGCCGAGCAGGUUCUGGCCAAAGGUCGCGAGUGGCACCGCAAGUGCUUCAAGUGUCGCGACUGCACCAAGACCCUGGACUCGAUCAUCGCGUGCGACGGGCCCGACGGCGAGGUGUAUUGCAAGACAUGCUACGGCAAAAAGUGGGGACCCCACGGAUAUGGGUUCGCUUGCGGAUACGGCUUCCUUCAAACUGAUGGCCUAUCCGAGGAGGAGAUCUCCAAAAACCGCCCGUUCUACAACCCGGACACUACGUCCAUCAAGGCCCCCAAGGGCCAGGGCUGCCCUCGCUGCGGCGGCAUGGUCUUCGCGGCUGAACAACAGCUGGCUAAGGGAACGAUGUGGCACAAGAAGUGCUUCAACUGUGCAGAGUGUCACCGACCGCUGGACUCUAUGUGUGCAUGUGAUGGGCCUGACAAGGAGAUCCACUGCCGCUCUUGCUACGCUAAGCUCUUCGGGCCCAAGGGAUUCGGUUACGGCCACACCCCCACCCUCGUUUCGUGCGACGCCGAGCCAACCGUCACUUACAAUGAACAGGUCCCCUUCACCGGACAAAAGGCAGCUAAAGGCCAGGGUUGCCCGCGCUGUGGCUUCCCCGUGUAUGCGGCAGAGCAGAUGCACUCCAAGAAUGGCACAUGGCACCGACGGUGCUUCAUAUGUGCAGAUUGCCACAGAUCUCUUGAUUCCACCAAUUUGAAUGACGGCCCCAACGGCGAGAUUUACUGCCGCGGUUGCUACGGUCGCAACUAUGGACCCAAAGGUGUAGGUUUCGGAAUGGGCGCAGGCACAUUAACCAUGGCUUAGUUGAACUAUAGAGCUGGACUUUAUAGGAUCAUUUAAUAGUGCGAAUGGUAGCAUGAAAGGAAUCUAAUCUAUUGCCUAGUGCUACCCUCGAUCAUACCUUUCAUUAAACUGGCUUUAAUAAUGGUUGAUCUAUCCGAUGAGACUAAUUAAGUGAAUAAUGAUAUAUUUUUAAACGGAUUAUUAAGAGCAUAUAUUUUAUGAUAGAAAGGUAUAAAUUAAAGGUUACAUUCCUUUCAUAUUAUGUACAAAUUAAGUGUGUGAUGAAUGUGUCUGGGCCCUUAGUUUAUAAAUUUUUCAUAAAAUAUUGUAACUCUUUUAUUUAGUAAGACGCAUAGAUCUAAUGUAGUUGUAAGUAAGAAUAAAAUAUGGAUGAUUAAAAAAAAAAAGCAAAAAAAAAGGAACAA